Sebastes umbrosus (honeycomb rockfish) is the source of this 4263-nucleotide messenger RNA. Its product is annotated as pantothenate kinase 1-like. The transcript is spliced from 6 exons. Lineage: Eukaryota; Metazoa; Chordata; Actinopteri; Perciformes; Sebastidae. The coding region runs from base 73 to 972 and encodes 299 amino acids. The record is from RefSeq and is a predicted model, not a curated record. Gene Ontology annotation, molecular function: ATP binding; pantothenate kinase activity. Gene Ontology annotation, biological process: coenzyme A biosynthetic process. Gene Ontology annotation, cellular component: nucleus; cytosol.
GUUUAAUGGUGUGUCCCUGUCUCAGGUAAAACAGGUGUGCGUGACGUCCACCUGGAGCUGAGGAACCUGACCAUGUGCGGCCGGACGGGGAACCUCCACUUCAUCCGCUUCCCGACGCAGGCCAUGCCCCGCUUCAUCCAGAUGGGGCGAGACAAGAACUUCUCCAGCCUGCACACCACACUCUGCGCCACCGGAGGAGGAGCCUACAAGUUCGAGAAUGAGUUCAGAACGAUGGCCGACCUGGAGCUGCUGAAGCUGGAUGAGCUGGACUGCCUGAUCCGGGGCCUGCUGUUCGUGGACCGGGUCAGCUUCAACGGACACCCGGAGGGCUACUACUUCCAGAACCCGUCAGACACCCAGAGCUGCGUGAAGAAGGACCUGCACCCUGGACAACCCUUCCCCAUGCUGCUGGUCAACAUCGGCUCCGGGGUCUCCAUCCUGGCCGUGUACUCAGAGAACGACUACAAACGGGUCACAGGGACCAGUCUGGGUGGGGGGACCUUUCUGGGUCUCUGCUGUCUGCUGACGGGCUGCGAGACGUUCGAGGAGGCGUUGGAAAUGGCAAGCAAGGGCGACUCCACCAACGUGGACAAGCUGGUGAAGGACAUCUACGGAGGAGACUACGAGCGCUUCGGCCUGCAGGGCUCCGCCGUCGCCUCCAGUUUUGGUCACAUGAUGAGUAAAGAGAAGAGAGACAGCAUCAGUAAGGAGGACCUGGCCAGAGCCACGCUGGUCACCAUCACCAACAACAUCGGAUCUAUAGCACGGAUGUGUGCCGUCAACGAGAAAAUCGAGCGCGUGGUGUUUGUUGGGAACUUCCUUCGUAUCAACACCGUGUCCACUAAGCUGCUCGCCUACGCCAUGGACUUCUGGUCUAAAGGACAACUGAGAGCCCUCUUCCUGGAGCACGAGGGUUACUUCGGAGCCGUCGGGGCGCUGAUGGAGCUGCUGAAGACAACAGAGGACCCGUGAAGGAAAUGACAUCAUCAGUCCUCCUCCCCUGAAUGCUGUGAUGUCAUCACCUCUCCAUGCUGCUGAUUGGUGGCGUUCACUGAGGCCACUAAAGGAACACUAAGACAGAGAAAAGCCAUUUUAAUAAUUUAACUCUUGUAAAUAAUAAUGAUGAUGAUGACCUCUAACCUUCAUCCCCCCCAGAGUCCCCUAUCAGAGAGGUUUUAAUAGUGUAAUCUUUAAUUUAUGGUUUCCUGUAAUCAGCCCUGUGUUCAGGAAGCACAGAGACGCUUUGACUAUUUACUGUGUUUACUGUUUAAUGUGUGAAUAGCUGCUGUAGCAUGACGUCCUUCAGGCUGCAGCUCACCGGGACACUCUCUGUGCAACAACUCUGUCACAUCACAUGUCCUCAAUCAGUAACGGGACAUGUUUACCUCCAGGGACUCAAACAAAGUCCUUUUCUGUGACAUCAUUUCACCACUAAUGCCUCCUGACAUUUUACUGAAGCUGUAAAACCAUCAGUUAGUGGUCACCCAGCUCCUACCUACCAUCAGCUGGUGGUCACCCAGCUCCUACCUACCAUCAGCUGGUGGUCACCCAGCUCCUACCUACCAUCAGCUGGUGGUCACCCAGCUCCUACCUACCAUCAGCUGGUGGUCACCCAGCUCCUACCUACCAUCAGCUGGUGGUCACCCAGCUCCUACCCACCAUCAGCUGGUGGUCACCCAGCUCCUACCUACCAUCACCCAGCUCCUACCUACCAUCAGCUGAUGGUCACCCAGCUCCUACCUACCAUCAGCUGGUGGUCACCCAGCUCCUACCCACCAUCAGCUGGUGGUCACCCAGCUCCUACCUACCAUCACCCAGCUCCUACCUACCAUCAGCUGGUGGUCACCCAGCUCCUACCUACCAUCAGCUGGUGGUCACCCAGCUCCUACCCACCAUUAGCUGGUGGUCACCCAGCUCCUACCUACCAUCACCCAGCUCCUACCUACCAUCAGCUGAUGGUCACCCAGCUCCUACCUACCAUCAGCUGGUGGUCACCCAGCUCCUACCUACCAUCAGCUGGUGGUCACCCAGCUCCUACCUACCAUCACCAAGCUCCUACCUACCAUCACCCAGCUCCUACCUACCAUCAGCUGGACGGCGGUGUUGGCAGCAGCUGAGGGCUGGAAGGCAUUUAGUUGUUGCACAGAAAGUUUCCCACGAUGCUCCAGUCCUUUAAGGAGUGCACUGAAGCCAAACCCUGUUGAGAUCUGUAGGACACCCGUAGACGUAUGAAGAGACCUGCCUCCUUCAGCCCCGACAGGAAGCAGAGAAUCGCUCUUUCAUUCUGUCUGUUGCUCCUCUAAUCAUGGCCUUUUCUUUUUCUUUCUUUCUCCUCCGUCUGCCUACACUAACACCAUAUUGCCACACACGUGCACCAUAACCACCAUAACCACCAUAACCACCCUGACCUGCUGAGUUUAGUGUACUGGUACGUGUCCACAGGAUCGGUCGUUUCCAGGCUUCCCAUUGGUCGUCUAUGUAACCAUCCGUGCAGCGAUGCACUCUGGUAGCGUGGCGGUGCUUUUAGAGAUACGGGGCGUCACGUUGGUCCAGCGGUUAGCACUGACUCCUCACAGCUAAAGGGUCGCACGUAUAAACCCGGCUUGUGUGGAGUUAGCAUGUUCUCCUCCGUGUAAGCCUGGGUUCUCUCCGGGUGCUCAGGUUUCCUCCCACAGUCUAAAGACAUGCAGGUUCAUUGUUGACUCUAAAUGUCCCGUAGGUGUGAAUGGUUGUCUGUCUCUAUGUGUCCGCCCUGUGAUAGUCUGGAGACCUGCACCCCCGACUUCAGAUCCACAUGCAGAAGGAUGGUUUCAUCUUUAGGGAGACAUCUUGGACCAGGACUAUUCCACCCCUCGUUUAAAGUCCACUAAUGUAAAUCAGCCUGAAGGUUAUUGUGUGAUAGUUGAUGAUUUAUCCUGAAGGCUGCUGGGGGGUGAAGUUUUAUUCACUUCAUUUAUAGAAAGAUAUGUUCUAGUAGUAGUUGGCUCACAUUCCCCAGCUAUCCCUAACUAUACCCCGACCACCUCCUUUAUCUCCACCGUGUGCUUCAUUUCAACCCGUCAUGAAACCCUCCACCACGCUAAACAUGUUGUUCUCAGUGCUUCUUGGUCUUUUCUUUUUCUCUAUAUUUGCCUUGUUCCAACGUCACGACGUUCCAACGUUCCAACGUCCCGACGUUCUAACGUCCCGACGUUCUAACGUCCCGACGUUCCAACGUUCCAACGUCCCGACGUUCCAACGUUCCCACGUCACGACGUUCCAACAUUCCAACGUCACGACGUUCUAACGUCCCGACGUUCCAACGUCACGACGUUCCAACGUCCCGACGUUCCAACGUUCCCACGUCACGACGUUCCAACGUUCUAACGUCACGACGUUCUAACGUCACGACGUUCUAACGUCCCGACGUUCCAACGUUCCCAUGUCACGACGUUCCAACGUUCUAACAUCCCGACGUCACGACGUUCCAACGUCCCGACGUUCCAACGUUCUAACGUCACGACGUUCCAACGUCACGAUGUUCCAAUGUCCCGACGUUCCAACGUUCUAACGUCACGACGUUCCAACGUCCCGACGUUCCAACGUUCCAACGUUCUAACGUCACGACGUUCCAACGUCCCGACGUUCCAACGUUCCCACGUCACGAUGUUCCAACGUUCUAACGUCCCGACGUUCCAACGUCACCACGUCCCGAUGUUCCGACGUUCCGAUGUUCCGACUCAUGUUUGAAUGAUAAUGUGGCCUUGCCCUAUCGGGCUGGUGUCGGUCACCUUGUGCCACCUUCUCCUCCUCGUCCUCUUCGGUUGCCUUCCAGUGGGCGUUGAGCCUGUUAAACCACGUCUGUGUCCUUUAAUUCACAUUUCUGACCUUCUGAACUUCACCUCAGUGUUUCUGUAACGUCGUGCAUUAGAACGUCUUCAUGUUCCUCUCUCUCUCUCUCUCUCUGUGCUUGUUUGGUAUUGUUUGCCAUGGUACUGAAACAAUGAAUAUGAUCAGAGAGACCAGCUGCUGGUCCCGACGGUGUCUCUACUGGAGCCUCAGGCCACAGCUCUCUCUAGAGAUAUUUAGAUAUCACAGAUGAUUCAUCAGAAGAACUGGACUUUUACAUGUUUUCAUUGUGUUUUUGGUUUGGGAACAUUUUUCUAAAGGUUUAUCCUCUUAUUGUUUUUGUCCUGCUGUUUUGAGGCCAGUAGUAAUAUUAAUAAUAAUAAUGUGAGUUAAUGUUUUUUUUCAUGUGAUUUAUAUAUAUACUGUUGUACAGAA